GGGUGAUAAGAAUUUGGACCAACAAACUGGGCUGCGCUGGCCCGCGUCUCUAUGGUUGGCGAGGCGACCGGAAGGGGAAGAAGGGAAGGAGGCGGAUAGCGUAAGGAUCGGGGCUGCUGCCGCCACCCGGACCGAGGCGAGAUGGCGGCCGCCCAGGUGGCGGCGGAGGCCGACAUGGUCGCGGAGAGCUCGGCGGCCGGGGAGCCGGAGCAGCCCAGGCCGAAGCCCAAGACCGAGGCGGUGGCGGCGGCGGCUGCGGCUGCUGCUGCUGCGGCGGCUGCGGCGGCGGCUGCGGAGGCGGAAAGCGACUCCUUCCCGGAGGACUACGGGCUGAUGCGCCUCGACUCGCCCACCUACGUCCUGUACAGCACUGAAAAGAAAAUGUAUAUUUACAGGGACAGACCAGAAUGGGCUGAUAUAGAGCCGGUGCCCCAGAAUGAUGGGCCAAAUCCAGUGGUCCAGAUAAUUUAUAGUGAAAAAUUUAGAGAUGUUUAUGAUUAUUUCCGGGCUGUUCUGCAACGUGAUGAAAGAAGUGAACGAGCUUUUAAAUUAACUGGAGAUGCUAUUGAGCUAAAUGCAGCUAAUUAUACUGUGUGGCAUUUUCGGAGAGUUCUCUUAAAGUCUCUACAAAAGGAUCUAAGUGAAGAAAUGAAUUAUAUUACUGCAAUAAUUGAGGAACAGCCCAAAAACUACCAAGUCUGGCACCACAGGCGAGUAUUAGUGGAGUGGCUAAAGGAUCCAUCUCAGGAGCUUGAUUUUAUUGCUGAUAUUCUUAACCAGGAUGCAAAGAACUACCAUGCCUGGCAACAUCGACAGUGGGUCAUUCAGGAGUUCAAACUUUGGGAUAAUGAGCUGCAAUAUGUAGACCAACUUCUCAAAGAAGAUGUGAGAAAUAACUCUGUCUGGAACCAAAGACACUUUGUAAUUUCUAACACUUCAGGCUACAAUGAUCCUGCUAUCCUGGAGAGAGAAGUCCAAUAUACUCUAGAAAUGAUAAAAACAGCACCACAUAAUGAAAGUGCAUGGAACUAUUUAAAAGGGAUUUUGCAAGAUCGUGGCCUUUCCAAGUAUCCCAAUCUGUUAGAGCAAUUGUUAGAUUUACAGCCAAGUCACAGUUCUCCCUACCUGAUUGCCUUCCUUGUGGACAUAUAUGAAGAUAUGCUAGAAAACCAAUGUGACAACAAGGAAGAUACACUUAAUAAAGCAUUAGAGUUAUGUGAAAUUCUAGCUAAAGAAAAAGACACUAUAAGAAAGGAAUAUUGGAGAUAUAUUGGAAGAUCCCUUCAAAACAAACACAGCACAGAAGGAAGUUUGCCAACAGAUAAGCAGCAGUAACAGCAUUCAGAAGACACUAAUGGAAUAGUUUUAUUUUUAAAGAAACUUGGAACAAGGAAGUGUGACAUGGCUUAAAACCAGAGGGAUCAUUUCCUUCUACCUGUGUGGGUGUGUGACAGCAAGUGCAUUGCACAGGUAUUGCUUCCUAACAAGCACUAAGCAUAAUAAGUACUCUUUGGGCACUGCUGCUAUUCAAACUAACUCUAGAAGUAUUAAUUUGGCUGUCUUUUUAAAGUAAAAUAAUUCCUUAAAAUAACAAUCCCCAAAUGAAUUGUUGAAUAAUAAAUAAUUCCAUGUUUGUUUAUUUUUAAAGGCCCUAAACAGUCUGUUCUUUUCACCUAUUUCUUACCACUCAGCUCCUUCCUAAAUAGUAUAUAUGAAUUCAGACUUGCAGCGGUAACAAUUGCAGAUAACUUGUAUGUUGUGGAGGUAACAUAGACUAUAAGUAAGGAACACAAUUGCUGCAGUACAUUAGAGCUAUUACAGAAGCUGCACUGGUAAUAUCUUGCUAUCGCUUUCACUGACUAAAUGACAAAAUGAUUUUGUAAUAAAACUGUAGAUACACCUGAAACAGUA
Molecule: messenger RNA, 1911 nt
Organism: Phascolarctos cinereus (koala)
Lineage: Eukaryota; Metazoa; Chordata; Mammalia; Diprotodontia; Phascolarctidae
Gene: FNTA
Product: farnesyltransferase, CAAX box, subunit alpha
Biological process (GO): protein geranylgeranylation; protein farnesylation
Cellular component (GO): CAAX-protein geranylgeranyltransferase complex; protein farnesyltransferase complex; cytoplasm
Molecular function (GO): CAAX-protein geranylgeranyltransferase activity; protein farnesyltransferase activity
Source: RefSeq, a predicted model, not a curated record